AUUCGAUUCGCUUGUUGAUUUUGUGGAGAUUUUUUCAGUUGACCAUGGGUGCAGUUCGAAAUCCUAAAUCGUCUCUGCUGACCUAAUAAUGAAGUGGAGAUCAUUAGAGUCUUUGUUUUUUAUUGUCUGCUUGUAAUAUGGAUUAGAGGAGUUUUAACGUAAUUUGUUAAUUCGUUGUUUCAUAUAAGGUUUUGGUGAGUGAUCGUUCUUUGGAUUUUUUUUUGGCGUUAAACGAUUUGAAUUAGUCGGGAACUCUCAGCCGGCAUAGCAUGUGAACUAUAAUUUUAUAUGGGGUGGGUCUUUGAUUGAAUUGCUGCAAUUGGGUUUUGUUAGGUUUCUUUGCUAGAGGAUUUUGGAUAAAUAGGGACUUGCAAUGUGAGUAAUCAUGUGUUCUGUUGCAAUGUGAGUAAUCAGGGUUUUGUUAGCGUUUAUUCUAUUUGAUGAUCUAUGAAUUGGACUCAAGAAACCACUCUUAUGUUUGACUCUUACUUCGUAAUUAUUGGGAGCAUGUGAAUCCCUGUGGAGCUCUACCGUUGUUAACAUCUUUUGGUGUUUCUCCUGAUACUAUACAUGAUUAGAGAUUGGAUAAAGACAUUCUGUUUACAAGUGCCACUCUUUCUUUUGGCUUCUGGUACUUGAGGCAUCAUUCGGAAGUUGACGCAGACAGAUUUAAUUGUCUCCUCCAACUCUGACACACAUCUUCAUUCAGAGACUAUCAUUGCUCAUGUUGGAGAUUAAGACAUUGGAGCAUCAUCUCCUGAUCAUGUCAUAGAACCGCUGCCUGGUUUGUUGCAGUCUGGUGCAGAAUUCCCAUUGCUCGAACAAGGAAAAAGGAGAUGGGCCAACUUUUAAAUCCACUUCAAGGAUCUACUUUCAUUAUUAAAGCAUUUGCUCAAGAUCCACCCAAGUUAUAUCGUAAAAAUUUGUCUCCACACUUCUCCAAGUAUGACAGAUAUCGUGCUGUCUUAAUGUCAACACUAGCACGAAGGUGGGGGGUAGUCUAUUGUAAGAACUUUGUGAACUUGGAGGACCAUGCUCCCGGUUGGUGGAAUUUAGAGGCUCUUCCACAUGUACAAACUCUUGGAGAGUUUCCUAGGGAAGAACUUCCCGGAAAAGUUGUCAUGGUCAGGUUUGAUUCGACCUUACUGUUACUGGAAGAAAUGGACUUAAGAAUUAACUCGGUGAAGAAUGCAGUCUUCACUAUCAAAUACUUACACAAAUCUGCAGCAAAAGUGAUACUUGCUAGCAACUGGAAUACAAACUCUACUCCAAGACAUCCUGAUAUAAAGUCUGUCGCUGAUUAUUUGUCCUCUGUUCUUCAACUCAAAGUUCUCCCAGUAAAGUGCAGUUCGUUUAGUAUGAUGUCAACUGAAGAAUGCUUCGAGAAAGCUGAUAUUCUUAUUCUCAAGAAUCUUUCUGUGUUCAAAGAAGAAGUUGCUAAUUGCUCAAAAUUUUCCAAGAUGCUAUCUUUAGGUGUUGAUAUUUUUGUUAAUGACUCCUUCUCCCAAUCUCAUAGAAUUCUUGCAUCCACGGUUGGUAUUUCUCGUUUCUGCAGUACUUGCCUUGCUGGUUUUAACUUUCAAGAAGGGUUAGGUCUGCUGAGGAAGGCUGCUGAAACCAAGAGGCAACCUUACGUUGCAAUUAUUGGAGGAGGCAACCUUUUAGACAAAUCGGCUGCCUUGCACCUUUUAGCUUCAACAUGCUCUGCGUUGGUCUUUGUUGGAUUGAUGUCAAUUCAGAUAAUGCAAGCCUUGGGGCUGUCUGUUUCUUCGCGACUGGUGAAUCAUGGUGUAUGUAAGGAAGCUGCAGACAUAAUACAGUUUUCACUUGAUAAAAACGUACAAAUUGUAUACCCAAAGGACUUCUGGUGUAAGAAUGUAGACGCUUCAAAGAAAAUGGAAUUAUUUGCUUCUAAUGAUAUUCCAGAUGGUUGGCUACCAGUCGAUCUUGGUCCUACGUCAUUGGAUGAAAUAAACGCCCUGCUUAUGAAUAGCAAGAAGAUUAUAUGGAUUGGACCAGUGAAAUUCAGUGAUUCAAGCCAAAGCACCUGUGGAACUUCUAAAUUAGCAAGAAAACUAUAUGAUCUAACCCAAAGGGGUUGUGAUGUAACUGUUGUUGGAACCACAGCAUGCAAAGCAAUGAUGCAGGAAUCAAGUACUCUAUCUGCUUAUAAUGUCUUUGAGAAUGCUUCAGUCGUGUGGGAUUUCUUUAAAGGGAAACCACUUCCGGGGGUUUUGGCCUUGGAUAGAGCAUACCCAUACAAGAUUGACUGGGAUGCAGUCUUUUGUGAUACAGCUCUGCCUUUGGUGGUUGACAUUGGAAGUGGUAAUGGGAUGUUUCUGCUGGAAAUGGCUACAAGGAGGAAGGAUCUCAAUUUUCUUGGUUUAGAGAUUAACGAAAAGCUUGUGAAACGUUGUCUGCAUUCUGUUUAUCAAUUGGAGAUGAAGAAUGGGCACUUUAUUGCGACAAAUGCAACAUCAACAUUUCGUUCUAUUGUGUCUAGUUAUCCAGGAGAGUUGGUGCUUGUCUCUAUACAGUGUCCCAACCCCGAUUUCAAUAAACCAGAGCACAGAUGGAGAAUGCUGCAAAGGUCAUUAGUAGAGGCAGUGGCAGACUUGCUUGCAUCUAAUGGGAAGGUAUUUCUUCAAUCUGAUGUUGAAGUGGUUGCUUUGAGAAUGAAGGAAGCUUUCUUACUAUAUGGAAAAGGAAAACUAGCUAUUUUGCAAGAACAAGUUGGGGAAGAAUGGCUAAGUGAGAACCCAUUUGGAGUAAGAUCAGAUUGGGAACGACACGUAUUAGAUCGUGGGGAUCCUAUGUUCAGGUUAAUGCUUUCAAAAUCAACAACAACCAAUUCUUUCAACUGACCAUAUAAUAGUACAACAUAACAUGGUCUCCUAGUUCAUGAACUUUCAACCUCGUGUUUUACCUAAUCGACAAAGGCAGUUAUCAUCAAUCAAGUUUAUGAUGUAGAAGCUAAUUUGUCAAAUAAACCAAUGCGAUAAUCCACGUUGCCUGAUUCUAAAAAGCUCGAGUCGAGAUUGCAGUGUAGUAGACGUCGGAGUGAAAGCCUCACCCUUUGUGCUUUUUUAGAUUAUCUUAAUAAUCAAUAUCUUCAACCUUGAUUCUCUUGUUAAUUCCAUUCAUUGUUCACUAAUCUGUAUUUUCCAACCUAGAUUCUCUUCUCAUUUCCAUUCAAUGUUCACUAAAGUGGUCAGUUUUUAAGCAUCCACUUUUGUACUGAUAAAUUCAAUGAGCUGCUGCAGCCUGCCAUUGUUGCAAGCUAACCAACAAUUAGGAAUAUGGCAACCUUUUAUUUUUAUCUCUGAUAUCUGUAUACAAAUUGGUUCUCAAAAUAAAA
Benincasa hispida (wax gourd) is the source of this 3358-nucleotide messenger RNA. Lineage: Eukaryota; Viridiplantae; Streptophyta; Magnoliopsida; Cucurbitales; Cucurbitaceae. The record is from RefSeq and is a predicted model, not a curated record.